UUGGCUGGCUCGGCUGUCAGUCAGAACAGUCGCUUGGGCCGCUAACUGUUCCUGCUGCGUCUGGAUCAGAGGACGCAAAUCAAGUUAAAACAAAUCUCCUGACAGGAGAGAAAAAGUUCAUGCUGGAGUUUCCAAAGAGCUCAGAGGGCCUUAUGAAGUCCAAGCUGAAUAUGGAGAGUUUGACCAAGCCAGAGUUGCUGAUGCUUUUCAGCAUCCUGGAAGGAGAGCUGGAGGCCCGGGACCUGGUCAUUGAAGCCCUAAAGGCCCAGCGUAAAGAGCUGUUCAUCCAGGAGCGCUACAGCAGGUACAACCUCAGCGACCCCUUCCUGGCCCUGCAGAGAGACAGCGAGGCGGUCGGGGACCAGAACACGGAUCCGGGCUGUUCUUCCUCUACCUCCAACCCUCUGGUGGUUCUCAAACUGGUGGUGAGCCACUGCAGGAGGAUGCAGGAGAAGAUGUUGGCCCAGCUGGCUGCAGCGGAAAGCAGGCACAGAAGGGUCAUUGCAGAUCUGGAGGAGGAGAAGAGGAGGCAUGCUGAGGACACAGCGGAGGGAGAUGAUGUCACUUACAUCCUGGAGAAGGAGAGGGAGCGCUUACAACAACAGCUGGACUUUGAGCGGAGCCAGGUCCGGCGGUUGGAAAAAGAACAGCGGCGGAUUACCGACCAGCUAGAAGAAGAACGGGUUCAGCACAAACAGCUCUCCUGCGCUUUGGCCAAAGAGUGCAAGUGGGCAAGCACCAGGGCUCUGGAGGAGGGUCACCGGCUGACCGAGCUGAACCGCAAACUGGACAAGGAGAAGGAGGCUUGUCAGGCCCUGAGAGAAGAGUUGGAGGACGAGAGGAGGAGAGCCCUGAGGAUGGAGGCGAGGGUGGAGGAGCAGCUGGCCGAGUUCGACACGGAGCGAGAGCAGCUCCGCUCGCGUUUGAAGAAGGAGGAAGCUCACUGCUGUCAGCUACAACAACAGGUAGACGAGCUGAAGGGGAAACUGGAGGAGGUGAAUAUGAUGAGAGACGUUAGGGAGGCAGUUACAGCUCCAGUAGAGGCAGAAGGAGAGGAGUGGGCCACAAAAGUUCCUCUAGGAAAGACAGCAUUUGGCACUAUUGCGGUCGAGGACAUUGAGGAAGACAGAAACGAGCAACCCGCGCAGCUAAGAGUCAACGGUCACCACUGUCCGAUGGAGACCAACGGGCACCACGAUCCAAACAACGCUCUCUCAGAUAACAUCUGUGUACAGAAUGGGAAUGAAAAUUCUCCAAUUCAUCAGACAUCAUUCUCCACUCUCCCUCCUUCCUCCCCCUGCGCCUCGCCCGUCCUCGCCAAACGUCCACCAGGCAGCCCGAGCCCCGGUGGCUACCAGUCUCCCUACCAGGCCGGGAUCAACCAGCGCUUCCACGCCGCUCGUCAUAAGUUCCAGGGUACCGUUGACCCAGAGCCUCAGUCCCCGCCAGCGCAGCCUGCUCUUCCCCUCUCGCCAAAGGAUGUCUCCCCCGUGACCAGCUGCUCUCCCCCAGAAGCCAGCCCGGUCAAGCAGAUGGCCCGGAGCACCGUCACUCAAGUCCUGUCUCGCUUCACGACCGCGCAGCAGAGCGCCACGCCGAAACUCGCGGCACCGAACAAUUCACCCUUCGGUACGGACUACCGCAGCCUGGCGGCGCCCUUGUCUCCGAUCAUCGGAAGGGCAGCGGGAGCUCUUCCACAGGGGAUCAGAUCACCCACCAUCCCCAGAGCAGACAGAGGCAACCCUCCACCCAUCCCCCCCAAGAAGCCCGGUCUGGCACAGGCCCCUCCCUCCCCGGCCGCCGUGCCCCGGUCCGCCAGCCACUUCUCCGACAGCCCGCUCUCAGGCAGCUGUGGCCUCACCUCCAGCCAGGAGGCAGUCAAAGAACUGGACAUGGUGGUUUCCUCUAAUUAACUGAUCAUUUGAUGCGUCAAGAAAUUAUAGUCAGCUGCUACUCUGCUCGUGACACGAUGGUUUAAUCCACAUCUCAUAAGUAUGAUUGUUGAAAUAUUGUUUUGUACAUGACAGGAUUUAUAUCCUGUUCUUAUUUGAACAGAGGUCCCUUCAAACACUGUUGUAUUUAUUAGAUUUAUUUUUGUUUUUUUUAUGCGCUCAGGCACUAUUUUAUGUAGUGGUUAAAGAGCUGGUACUAAUGAAGAGUUACAACUGAUUUAAAUGUACCAAUACAAUAUGUUGGGCACAACGUACUAUUAUAGUAUAUUACGUUUUUUUUAUGGUGUCAUAUUUCCAAAGACUACAAAUCAAGUUUAUUACCUGCAGAGGUUUUAUUUUUCCCGAGUAUGUUGCUUGUCAUUACUGUAAUUCUCAGACCAAAUGUAAGAAGUAGUCCUUGGACCAAUGAACAAUGUAUGUCUUCAGUGUGCACUCAUAUGUACGUCGCCGUUGUUUUUAUAAAAGUCUAUAGUUAUAGAAAUGUUCCUUAGUUAUUGAUGUAUACUACUUUAACACAACAGAUCAUCUAAUCUAUUCAGUGUUGUACUGAGCUUGGUUUAUGUAUUACUUUAAUGUUGCAGUUAUAAUAAUCUUAUACUAUUGUACAGUAUCUUUUUUAAGAUCUUGAUCAUUCAUAAGAAGAACUCAUUAUAAAACACAUGUAUUUUAUAGUCAACCAUUGCUUUGAUUAAUAUAACACAACUGCAGGUUAUCUCUACUUUUAUCAGAUCCUUUACAGUGCUGUAAAUGCUGGAAAGUGACGGAUAUAAUAAAUUAAUCCCAAAGAUUGUAACGUA
Sebastes umbrosus (honeycomb rockfish) is the source of this 2749-nucleotide messenger RNA. RefSeq names its product CTTNBP2 N-terminal-like protein. The transcript is spliced from 7 exons. The record is from RefSeq and is a predicted model, not a curated record. The coding region runs from base 120 to 1913 and encodes 597 amino acids. Lineage: Eukaryota; Metazoa; Chordata; Actinopteri; Perciformes; Sebastidae.